AUGGAAGAACUUCUUCUCCGAGAUCAAAUCAGUCUACGGUCCGCCAACCAAAGCAACUGCCCCUUCCUCCACAGCGCCGACGUUAAUACCUUACUCACCGAGAAAACACAUAUUCUUCAACGAUGGACUGAACAAUUCAGAGGCGUCCUCAACCGUCCCUUCACCAUCUCCAACGCCACCGUCGUCCGUCUGUCUCAGAUAAAGACCAACGUGGACCUCAGCCUCCUGCCCAAUCUCCAUGAAACUCUCGGGGUCGCGAAGCAGUUCUCCAGCAGGAAAGAGCCUGGAUCGGACGCGACCCCUGAUGAGAGCUACAUGCACGGCGGACCCCAACUCAUGGAUAAUCUGACAACGCCCUUUCAGGAGAUGUGGCGUCAAGGAAAAGUUCCUCAGAAUUUCAAGGACUCCACCAUCGUCCAUCUCUUAAAAUGGAAGGGGAACCGUCAAAUCUGA
This is a messenger RNA of Spirometra erinaceieuropaei, 453 nucleotides long. The record is from the annotation of a GenBank genome assembly. Lineage: Eukaryota; Metazoa; Platyhelminthes; Cestoda; Diphyllobothriidea; Diphyllobothriidae.